AUGAAUACCUACACUGGAGCAGCGUGCUGCAUGACUCCAGAAUGGUCCAAGCUGGCGGCCGCAGUGCUCCUGAAGUCAAUACGGUCCAACGUAUCCAAAAACCAUCUCCCACUUCUGGCCCUCUCAGCCCUCAUCAGCCGAAAUCGGGCGGAGAAUCAGCCGACACAAAUCGUCGAAGGAAAACAAGGAACACCCCUCCUUCCGCGUGUUGGCACUGUGGAGCCUGGCAUUAUGUCAAGUUCUGCCCUUACAAGCAACAUCGAUGCCAGCGGUGCAAAGGUAAGGGACACAUGGACGGAUACCGCCAAUCAUUCCCGUCUAACAAGAGUGGACGGCACCACCACCUCCACACACAGAAAAGGUCAAAACCCAAAACAGCCAGCCCCAUCAUCGCAUCUCUCAGCCUCCGGGUCACCUCCAAAAACACUUCACAGCAGCUGA
Messenger RNA from Mesocestoides corti, 441 nucleotides. The record is from the annotation of a GenBank genome assembly. NCBI's taxonomy places the organism in Eukaryota, Metazoa, Platyhelminthes, Cestoda, Cyclophyllidea, Mesocestoididae.